This is a messenger RNA of Biomphalaria glabrata, 6215 nucleotides long. RefSeq names its product peptidyl-glycine alpha-amidating monooxygenase B-like. The coding region runs from base 2410 to 3168 and encodes 252 amino acids. Gene Ontology annotation, cellular component: extracellular region. Gene Ontology annotation, molecular function: protein binding. Lineage: Eukaryota; Metazoa; Mollusca; Gastropoda; Planorbidae. The record is from RefSeq and is a predicted model, not a curated record. The transcript is spliced from 12 exons.
AACGAUCGUCAAGUAUCAAUAAAAUAAAAAGUGGGAGUAAUAGAGAUAGAUCUAAGAACACUGAAAAAUAGCCAGGAGAUACGAAUGACACUUAAGUGAAUGUAUCAUCAAUGAAAGUAGACGUGAUUUUUAUUGGUAGUUACUUCUUUCUUUUCACUUUUAUAAUUGUUAUUUGAAAAUAUUUGUUGCGGACCACAUCUUCGUUGUUGCAGUAUACUUUUUCAACAACCGAAAUUACUGUCGAUUAAUUGCAUCGUAACGCCAUUGCGGAAUGAAAUAUUUCUAUGGAGAUGAUCUAAUCAGGUAAAUCACAUUUACCUCAGCCAAUGAACGAAAAAGAUUGUAUGGUUGGGGUCGCCGUCUAGUUUAAAAUUGGAUUAGGGGGUCGAGGAGCUAAAAAGGUUGAGAACCGCUGGUCUAGUCUAUAUAGAAUUAUAGAUCUAGAUUCUAGAUCUAGCUCUUUAUCUCCCAAGCGACGAUAAUAGCGUCGGUCAUUUUUGUAAAAGCCGAUUAAGCGUCAACAUUGUCGUCGGUGCAGUUAAACAUCUUUGUUUCGUUCCUAUUCUUGGUUAAUAAUUUUAAAUGCUUAUAUUCUAAAUCUACGUGAUUUCCGCUUGCAGAAGAGUUCACGGUUUACUUCCUUCAACGUGGGUUUAAUAUUACAGAAAGUCGUCUUUUUUUUUGUUGUUGUUUAUGUUUGGAAAUGGGUCGAUCCUCUAAAACUUGUAGAUCUAAAUUAUAUUCAGAUCAACAUGUAAAAGACCUUAUUGAUUCAGAUAACAGUGAUUUGUUUUAACUGUUCAUUGUGAUAGUUUUACUAGUUUUAGUUUUAGUGUCAGUCACUCAGUGUUACUAAUGACUCUUAAUGAGUAAUAGUAAAUAGUUAAUACUUAAAUUAAUAGUCUAAUAACUGGUGACUGGUCUAAUACUUAUACUUAUACUACUAACUUAGUCUUAGUAACUAGUAGUACUGUUAGAUCUAGAUUAUUCUAGAUCUAGAUUUUAGAUCUGAAUCUGAUAGUUCAUAAGCUGAUGAACCUGCCACGACCCUCCUAAAAACUACUAAACUAGACGUAUUAGCCUUAGCGCAAAGACCGCAAAGAAUACAUCUAGAUUUCUAGAUUCUGGCCUGUUUCAACAAAUUUGAAAAAUGCAGAGAUACGUACUAAAACAGAAAGCAAUUUUACAUACAGUAACAUAUAUUCCUUCCAAUAAGUUGAAUAAGAUUAUAAGUCUAGAUUAGUCUAGAUCUACUAAUCUACUUCAGCCAAUGUGGUAUAUAGAGGUGUCAACAUGAGCUUACUCGAUUCUGAGUCAACUGAGCUUUACUCUACUAGAUCUGAUAAUCUUGUUGAUGCAAUAAAGAGUUAUGCAGUCUACAUAAUAAAAAUAAACACUCCAGUACGCAGGGCAUCCAUUUUUACAAAAUGGAAACCAGUUUCUAACUAUGAAAUUGAUACAUUUCUGGCCACGACUACAAUGAUGGGAUUAGACUUGUCGUUACGUCCCACACAUCCAUAUGGAUUAAUUUUAUUGCCACAGUUAAAACAUGGAAGUUGUUUUUUGUUCAGGCAAAUAUUAUAUAAAUAGCAAUGAAUUACUUUUUGAAAGAUAUCAUGUCAGUCAUGUGCAGUGUAAUAAUUUUCUUACUGAAACUUAAUGUUGCAAGUUGUUUGUUUUUUUCUCAUAAAUUUUCUAUGGUGGUGACCUUGGAUAAUGUGCUCCAGUUUUGUACUCCAUGAGUUUUUUGUUGUUUUAGUGGUUCAAUUUCAUGAAAAUAUGAAUAAGGAUUAUAAAACAAUAGCAUUUAAUUCAGUUUGAAAUAGAAAUGAUCUUCUUAUGUGACUUGGAUUAAAUUUUUUGUCGUCCAAUGAUGCCCAAGAUGAAAGAUGUCUUAAUUAAGGACAAUUUAUUUUUCAAACCUGAAACCUAAAAACCAAAAUAUAAAUACUCGGAAUCAGAAUCCUAUGCAACUUGAGCAAAGAUUUAACAUAGUAAAAGUAGAUCUGAAUAAGACUGAUUUGGUUGUGUUUGUCAGGGUAUUUACUAUCCACCUCUUGUGAAAACAUUGGCUACUGUCAAGGUUUACAUUGAAUCUCUACCACUUUUAGAUGAGCCAGAAAUGUUUGGGCUCCAUGAGAAUGCAAACAUAGCCUUUCAGUUGAAUGAAACCAAUGCUUUACUUGGUCUUAUGGUGUUGUCUUAUGGGAACUGUUGACAGAAGAAGUACCCUACAAAGAUGUGGAUUCUUCUGCUAUCAUCUGGGGAGUGGGAAGCAAUAUCCUUCACCUUCCUGUUCCAGGCACUUGCCCAGAGGGCUUUAAAUUGCUGAUGAGGCAGUGCUGGUAUUUUAUGCCUCAUGGUAUUACAGCGGACCAUCAAGGAAAUAUUUAGUUAACAGAUGUAGCAAUGCAUCAGGUUUUUAAAAUACCACCAGGUCAGACUGUACCAAAAAUGACACUAGGACAGAAGUUCCAACAUGGUGAAGUUACAAAUCUUUUUUGUAAACCUACUGAUGUAGCUGUUCUUAUGUCUGGAGAGUUUUUUGUAUCUGAUGGGUACUGUAAUAGCAGAGUUCUGAAAUUUUCCAAAGAUGGAACUUUUUUGAUGUCCUUUGGGAAAAGGAAUGUUCAGUUUGGUGCAGGAGGUUUACUGUAUGCUGUGAAUGGUCCUGCUUUUGAUGGCCCCAUUGAUACAACUGUCCAGGGUUUCACAUCAGACAUAAAUACUGGAUAUUUGUUGGAAAUGUGGAAUGUACCAGAUAACAUGCGAAACCCACAUUAUGUAGCAGCAGAUCCAGUAACACAUAGCAUCUAUGUAGGGGAAUUGGACCCUGAAAGUGUUUGGAAGUUUAGCAGACCUGUUACAGUACAGUCAAGUUCACAGCAUAACAAAGUUGAGGAAAGUACUCAGAGCCAGUUACUGUCAGCAAUCCAUUGGACCAGAGUGAAACCAAUACCACAGAGUUGUCUGAGGCUAUCAAAGAUAGCAGUGAUGUCUCUCCCUCUGUCAUCAAUUGGCAUCUUACUUGUGGAAAAUUUAAAUGUUAUGGACAUGGAAAGAAGGGAAAGGUUUUUAACCUUAAAGGCUUUACUUGGAAUUCUCAUAAAGGCUUUGAUAGACUUAGUACUGAGGAAAGUGAUCAUGAGGUUGACCAAGAUGAUUUAGAUGAUAAAGACUAUUUGACACCUCCCAAGACGAAUAAAGCAUAGCCUCAAGUUCAAGGCUGACUAAAUUGUGUAAAUUAAUCUUUUUUUUUCUUUGUUAUUAGUUGUUCAUAUCAUAAUAUUCUGCCAUUACAGUCAGGGUUUAAACUUGUUUACAAGUUGAAUCUGAUACCAACUAAAUCUCAUAAACACAUAAUUAACCAUAGACCCACCUCAUGUAAAAAAAAAUGUUUUACAUAUUUCGGAUGUUCUUUCAGAGUUGAAGAUAGUUUACUUCCUAGUCCAAAUCUCCCGCAGGACGACGGGGGAUGGGAGCGGGCAGGGUUUGAACCCGGGACCAUCGAUAAAUCCAAACGACAGUCCAGCGUGCAAACCGCACGACCAGGCAGCCAUAUUACAUGUUAUUAGUUGUAAGUUGUAUUACAAUAACUAAGUGAUUUUGAGCUCAUAAAAUUUCAAAAUAAAAUUAUAAAAUGCUUUUGUCAUUCUAAAAAAGAAAAAAAGAUUACUAUGUUGGAUUUUUUUUGGAUAGCAAAGGCUAUUUGACCUUUUUAUUUCAAUAUGUGAUAUCAAAAUUUUUAAUUCAUUAAUUUGUUCAAUAUUUGUCGAAAGUUUGCUUUUGAAUAAAAUAUUUAUCAGCAUUAUUAUCAUUUACUAAGUAUAUUUUGUUUUUUAAUUUUAUGAAUGAUUUGAUGUUAUAAUGCCAGGUCAUUUACAAAGCACACGCCUGCCAACUUUCUUUUUGCAAUGAUUCUCAAAACUUAAUUAGCUACCAAAUGAUUGUUUGCUCACUUGGUUGUGAUGAUUCAACAUUCCUGUUAUGUUCCACCAUUUCCUUCUUCAAUUCUAAAGCUGGCUUUAUUUCAUCUAGUGAACGUACCAUUAGUGUUAGUGACCCUGGCAAACUAGCCAUUUUAUGCACAAUUUUAAAAUGUUCAUAUGGAUAAUAUGGUUAGUUUUUUUAUAGCAUUUUUGACUACAUGGAGUUCCAGACAACUUUCCAUGUUGCUGGUCCCUUUCUCAUGUCAUUAUUAAAUCUUAUUUAAAAAACAAAAAAAAACUUGUUAGAUGGUAACAUUGUCCAAAUUGUUACUAGUUUUAUGUAAUGUGUUUGAAAACUAUGACUUCCUUAGAUUGACUACUAUUUAUGCCAUAUUACAAUGUUUAUUUGUUAAUUCAAUUGUUUAGUCAAAUGUUUGUUUUCCAAAGUGUUACUAUUUGGUGCAAUCAAAAUAUUUAGUGGCAUUUUACAUACAAACACUGGUAGUUGAAAUCAGUAGCACAUUUUAGCUAAUUUCUGAUGAAUCAAAAUAAAAAUGUAAUGAUAUAAAAAUAAUUUUAAAUUUAAAAACCUAUUUGAAAAAAAUUGUAUUUUUUGUAAAUAUAGUUACAGUUAUAUUGAAUAGAAUUAUUUAUGUUAGCAACUUUUGAAUGCAUCACAUAAUUUUAAUUUGACACAGAAACUGAAAAUCAUUUCAAUUAAAGAUUGUUGACUGUUGUUUCACCUCAGAUGAAUUGAUUACAUUUUAAGAGGUUAUCAGAUAUUUAUAUUUAUGACAUACAAUCUUUUUGUUAUGUUAUGAGUUGUUUUUGUUUUUAUUUUCUACAUGUUCAGGGUAUAAAGUUCUAGUGCAUACAUACGUAGAUUUCAACCCACAUUUUUUUAGUUCUUACUUAUGUAUUUACAUACAUGUACUAAGAACUAAUAUGAAAUUACAACUUAAUCAUUUUUUGUGUGAUUUUUAUGUAUUCGAACCAAUUUUUAUUUUAAAUUAGCACAAGUUAAAUCUGUUGAUCAGAAUUUUUUUCCUUGGUAAUAGUUAUAUUUAUACUCAAACCCAUUUGAUGUUACUUCUGCAAAGAUUUAUAGACACUCAGAGGAAAUGCUAUUAGCAUGGUAGACACAAUUAAACUUUUAAGGCAGAGUUUUGGAAUUAAAGCUAAAAUUUUAAAAUAAAUCAAAAACAUUGAUAAACAAGCUGUUUACUGCUAGUUUAGUGCAUCAAUCCAUUGUCUGCUUUUGAUUUAGUCUUUGGUUCUUGAUUUCUAUGCUGCACUGUGUCAAUAACUUUACUUUUUUAGAGCAGUUCUAUUAAUCUCUUUCAAAUACUAUUUGCUUAUACUAAUCAGAAUGUAAGAUUUAAUGGGUUUGAUAUUUGUUUCAACUGGUGAUGGUCCCCCUAAAGUAUUGUAUUAGUACUUCAAAACUUACUUAUGUACAGUUUCAUUAAUUAAUUAUAUUUUUUAGGCUGUUGAAGGUUUAUCAAUUGAUUUUUUUUUUAUCUGGUGGAGACAUUUAACCAUUUUGUUUUUGCCACAAAAAAAAAUUGAACUUGUCUGUUUUGAAAAAUGAAAUCAAAAGUGAAUGAUCACCUAGUCUUUGAAAGUUCAAAAUAUUUGUACUACUUUAUUGAUGUCAUGUACUCACAUAAUAUUUGUGUGUUAGUGUUUGUCUUAACAUGUUGAUGUUGUUUUGUGAUAUCUAUAUCAACAUUGUCUCUUGUUGGUGGGGUAUGCAAGACAUUGGUUCUAUGCUGUUGGUAAAAAUUUCUCAUCCUUCAUUGACUUCCAAUGUACUCCACCUUGCACUUAGAGUGUUUUAUGGAGUGCUAGAAAUCUAAAAAGUAUCCCAGUCAUAAUAGAAGAUUUUUAAAACUUACCACAUUUAGAGCAUUUCAUUUUUACUUUGCUCUUUUUUUUUUUAUUGUGUAUGUUCUUAAUUGUAAUCAACAUCUGACAGUGCUACAUAAUGUUUUAUUUAAUGACUGAGCAUAAUGCUUAAUUUGAUUUUAAUGUGGCUAAGAUUCAAGAAACAUGUUUAUAAGUUCAUUGCUAAAAACACCUGGUGCAGAGUCCAUGUGUAUUUAAUCUCUGAAUGAAAUGGGACUAACAAUGACUUUCAAAAUAGGGAUGUCAUUUGUUUCUCAAAUGUUAGUAGCAUAGAAAACAUGGACUGUGUGGUCUAUUUAUCUUAAUGUGUGUUUGAUGUAUUGUAAGUGAUCAUAUGUAACAGUUAUGGGUAUAGAGAAUAAAAUACAAAAUAUUUAA